This is a messenger RNA of Brassica rapa (field mustard), 2131 nucleotides long. RefSeq names its product switch-associated protein 70. The record is from RefSeq and is a predicted model, not a curated record. Gene Ontology annotation, cellular component: trans-Golgi network; early endosome; recycling endosome. Gene Ontology annotation, biological process: endosome organization; receptor recycling; retrograde transport, endosome to Golgi. Lineage: Eukaryota; Viridiplantae; Streptophyta; Magnoliopsida; Brassicales; Brassicaceae.
AACUUACGUACCGGCCGGUUAAGUGAAAUUCGAUAGCGUUGGAGAGAGUGAAGACAGAUUCAACUGCCAUUCCGCGAAACCAAACCUAACAGCAAUUUCUGUAAUUCCAAUCUUCAUCGUCCUCUUCACCUCACACCUCUAAAACCCCCCACUCUCUCGAUUCAUCGAUCAAACAAUCAUUUCACUUCUGAUCGCUCAAAGAUCACUCCGAUCUCAAUCAACAUGGCUUCAAACGGCGCAUCUCCGAGACCUGUUGAUGCUACGGACAACAGCUUGGAAAGGAUCAAGCGACAGCUAGCAACUGGCUCCGGUCGGAACUUGCUACAGGGACCGCUUUACAAGCGGUCUGAAACUCUGAGAAAGUGGAACGAACGAUGGGUGAUACUUGAUCCAACCACAGGGAAGAUGGAGUACAAGACAAGACGAAACGAACCAGCUAUCAAGGGAACAAUUCUGUUUGACGAUAAUAGCACAAUCACUGUCUCUCCUGUCAACUUCCAGUAUGCAUUGCUACAUCCUCUUGUUCUGACUAAUCUGCAUUAUUUAAGUUCGUAUUGUGAAAUCUAUUUUCUUUUGUGUUUCAGGGGGCUUCCGAAAUAUAAUGGUUGCUGCAUCUAUAUUAGUACCCCACAGAAGAAAGAUUACUUUUUGUGUGCAGAGACUCCUGGUGCAGCUAGAGCUUGGGUUACUACCUUACAUGCGACACAACUAGUUCUAAAGGCACAUAAGGAGGCUGUUGAUUCUCUAAGCGGAAGCGGUUCUUCAACACUUGGUACGGUUGCAACCGUUGUCGCCGCUGCUAAUUCAACAGCGCUGGAAUGUUCCAAAGAGAUCCAAGCUGCAAUGCAGGUCUCUCUGAGGAACGCACUGAAAAUCACGGCUAAUAAACCGAUCGAUGGACCACUAGAUGAUUUGACUAUAAUGAAGGAAACUCUGCGUGUGAAAGAUGAAGAGCUACAAAAUUUGGCGCGGGAACUUCGUUCUCGUGACUCAAUGAUAAAAGAGAUAGCAGAUAAGCUAUCAGAGACGGCUGAAGCAGCUGUAGCGGCAGCAUCUGCAGCUCACACAAUGGAUGAACAAAGGAAAAUUGUUUGUGUGGAGCUUGAGCGCUUAUCUAAAGACUCAGAGAGACAGCAAGAAGCGGCUAUAUCGAAGCUGAAGGAAAUGGAAGAGAAGACAUCUACUCUGAGUAGGGAAAAAGAUCAACUGGUCAAGGAAAGAGACUCUGCUCUCAAAGAGGCACAUCUGUGGCGGUCUGAGCUGGGGAAAGCCAGAGAGCGUGUUGUAAUACUUGAAGGAGCUGUUGUGAGAGCCGAAGAGAAAGCGAGGGUUGCAGAAGCAAAUGGUGAAGCAAAAGCAAAGGAGGCUUCUCAGAGAGAGGCAGCUGCUUGGGCGGAGAAGCAAGAGCUUUUAGCUUAUGUGAAUAUGUUACAAACCCAGCUUCAAAGGCAGCAGCUAGAGACGGAGCAAGUGUUUGAGGAGAAGACUGAAUCUACCAACGGCGAAACAUCUCUUCCGAUGACGAAAGAAACAGAAAAGGAUGUGGACAAAGCAUGUCUGAGCGUUUCUAAAACAGCGUCCAUGCCGGGAGAGAAUGUAGUCCGUAUGAGUGAAGAUCAGGUGGUAAACGCUCAUGCUCAGGCUCCGGUUGGAGAAAACGAAUGGAAUGAUAUUCAGGCGACAGAGGCAAGAGUUUCUGAUGUAAGAGAAAUAUCUGCAGAGACUGAACGAGACAGCUUGGAUAUCACUGUAGUAACUCCUGAAUCUGAUGUUCCACGCAAUGAUCUGCCUCCUGAAUCUUUUCAUCAUCAGCCUUGAUGAAUAAAUGGUAGGGACCUUGGUACAUUUUUAUAUACCCUGAUGUGCUGGUAAUGUUUGGAGAGUUGAUUGUUCUAACAAACCAAAAAGAGUUGCUAUUUGGUUUUGCUUGUGCCGCAACAUUUUGUCUAUCUCUCAGCAACCUCUUGAGUUUCUGUCUGACUUGGUAACGACUUGGGAAGAACAAAGAGAUGUGUUUUAAACUUUUAAUUGUUGAAUGAUGUUAUGUUUGUGUGCACAUGACAUUUUCUUUUGCCGGUUUUGGACAUGAUGAAUGCAGGUAUUUUCCUGCUUGAAUGAUGUUAGUAACGAA